This is a messenger RNA of Microplitis demolitor, 1564 nucleotides long. It is a transcript of the gene Tsp66E, whose product is annotated as tetraspanin-1. NCBI's taxonomy places the organism in Eukaryota, Metazoa, Arthropoda, Insecta, Hymenoptera, Braconidae. The transcript is spliced from 10 exons. Gene Ontology annotation, cellular component: membrane. Bases 515 to 1318 code for a protein of 267 amino acids. The record is from RefSeq and is a predicted model, not a curated record.
UAUUUAUAAUUAGCAUAAAAAAACAACUGCGCAAUGUUUUGUUAUUAAAUACUUCAGUCGUGACAAAAUUUCAUGUUUUUUUUUUAAACAAUAAUUCAAAAAAUUUUCGGACGACAUUACUUUCGUUUACACGAAUAAUUUAAAAAGUAUUAAUCAUUUCAAAGUGUUCUUUUCAAAUUAAUUGAAGCGAUUGAGAUUUUAGUGUUAGAAAUAUGGAUAGAACUUGAAACUUAAACAGAAAUUAAAAAAGAGGGAAAAAUAUACAAGUGAGGACAAUAUUUAUACUGUCUGUGAAAUACCGCCAUUGUGACUGUUGUAAUAGUUGGAGAAUUUGAAUCAAAGAAAAGUAAAAAUCUACGAUUUUUUUUAAGGUGACUAUAAUUUAAAUGAAUAAAAAUAAUGAAGACCUGUGAUGUUCCAGAAUAAUACUCUAAAGUGAAAGACCAUUACCCGCUCACUUUUCAUCGGUGAGAUUAAAACACUGAAAAUCGAAACGUCAUAAUCUAACGUUAAAAUGAGUUGCACUGCGCAGUUUGCCAAGUGUUUUCUAUGCUUAUUCAAUUUCGUUUUUUUUAUUGCUGGAGGAGCAGCCUUGACUGUUGGAAUAUGGCUAGUUGUCGACAGCAGUACAUUUACAAAUCUCGUCAGCAAAGUUGAUGAAUUAGAUGUAUUGACUAAAACAGAUCCUGACGUAAUAAAAACAAUAUCUUACAUUUUAAUUGUCACUGGAGCACUUACAUUCAUCGUCAGUUUUAUGGGAUAUUGUGGGGCUAUGUUCGAGUCUAGAUGCUUGCUUUGUAUUUAUGGUAUUCUCAUCCUAGCAAUUCUAAUCUUGGAAUGUACUGUAGUAGGUUUAGCAUUUGGUUUAAAUAACGAAACAGAGCAUGGUGUAAGAGAGCUACUCAAGUCGACAAUAAAAUAUUACGCAACGAACGAGGAUAAGACCGAAGCUGUAACACUAGCGUGGGACGCAGUAAUGAACCAGAUGAAAUGCUGUGGAGUUGAUAAUUAUAUGGACUUCCAGCUAAGCUCCAAUUGGUCGACUGCAGACAAAUCGAUACCCGAAGCAUGUUGUUAUAAAGCUAAUAAAAUUCUCCAGGAUCCGUACUGCACAACAAGACCAUCAUUGUCGAAUUCAUAUUAUAUGCAGGGAUGUUAUAAUGCGCUGGUAAAUGCGAUUAAGGAGAAUGCAGCGAUUGUUAUUGGUGUUGCAGUAACUCUGGCCUUUGUUGAAAUCCUUGUGAUUAUCUUGGCAUUAUAUUUGGCAUGCUGUUACUGGCGACCACAACACGUAUUAACUUGUUGGUGUUGCUGCUGACGCCGGACUAAAAUCAUGGACCAAUUUUGCCGUGGGUUCAGAAUUCAUCCAUCCAAUCCAUAGAAGACUUGCCUUGCAUUGUUUGUAAUACAAUGAAAAAAUAAUAUAAAAAAUAUGGAAACUUUAUACAUUUUGAUAAAAAAUAUUUUGCUUAAAAUAAUCCAUCCAAAAUGUCGAAGGAAGAUAAAAAUCUGCUGUGUAGUUUACUAAAACUACUAAUAUUAAAUAAGCUACCAAGUCCAUUAA